Talaromyces stipitatus ATCC 10500 is the source of this 537-nucleotide messenger RNA. RefSeq lists its product as uncharacterized. The record is from RefSeq and is a predicted model, not a curated record. The transcript is spliced from 4 exons. Lineage: Eukaryota; Fungi; Ascomycota; Eurotiomycetes; Eurotiales; Trichocomaceae. The coding region runs from base 1 to 537 and encodes 178 amino acids.
AUGCUCUACGACAGAUUAUUAGUGCAUCAAUGCAAAAAACUUUCUAGUCUGAUUGAAAAGCCAUUUGAUAUUCACGUCUUACUGUCAACGCUAUCUUUUGAGGCACCCAAGUAUCAUAUCACACAUUUUCUCCGUUUCAUGUGGUCCCAGAAUGCCGAUUCACGCAUUGCAAACGCUGAUGUUGCUAUCAUUUCAGCCAAAGGGAUUCAAGAAGCUCAUGCGAAGCUCCAUAAAGCUUUGGGAAGCUUUCUGCGGAGUAGGGAACGAGCAGCUGAUACAAUUGAAAAAGAUGGAAUGAUGAGUCUCGUCUUCAACUUAGUCACUCUGCAGGACGCCGCAAACAGCAUUGAGAUUGCUGCUGAUACAAAGCGUAACAAUACCAGUAUGAAUGCGAUUGCUGCAAUGACCAUGGUCUUUCUACCGGGUACUUUUACGGCAACUAUACUGGAUGCCGGGAUAUUUUUCACCAAUAACAAUGGGCACGGGAUUCGUGUCUCCAGUCUUUGGUGGCUCUGGGUAGCAUUACCGCGCCGCUAA